Molecule: messenger RNA, 1675 nt
Organism: Folsomia candida
Lineage: Eukaryota; Metazoa; Arthropoda; Collembola; Entomobryomorpha; Isotomidae
Product: ras-related protein Ral-a
Exons: 5
Coding region: 617-1531 (304 amino acids)
Biological process (GO): Ras protein signal transduction
Cellular component (GO): plasma membrane
Molecular function (GO): GTP binding; GTPase activity; GDP binding
Source: RefSeq, a predicted model, not a curated record
AUGCUGAGGUACUCGCGUCGCUCGUUCGUGAGAUAUGUAGUUGGUCAUCACAUCGUCAAGACCGUAUUAUAAAGUUGCUUAUUAGUAUUAUUAUUGUUGUGGUGGAGGAGGAUUGGCAAAAUUUCUAAACGAAUCUCACCACUAUAAACCAAGUAACCAGCAGCCGAGAUAGUCGCAGUAGUAGCAGUGCUCAUUUAACUCACUCAUAUUAUUCACUGAUUCAAUUGUUGCAGCCAGUUUUAUUCACUGUUGUUUUUACCCUUGAAGCAGAAGAAUUGAAACGAAGGUGUGUAUCAUGGGAAUAAAAUCAAAAUCUAGUUCACCUGCUGCGUCUUAAGCGGACGCUUGCUACUACUCACUCUUCUGAAUUUAAUUCCGUGGAGCUUAUCUCAUGUGAAAUUACGUAUGGAUAUUCGUGUCCAUUUUUAAUAGAGCACAUUUGAUCCCCUCGUCGUAGCGUAACAAAAGUAAAAGAAGAUUGAAAUUAAGCAUAGCGAAAUAUUUGCAUUUGUUGUAAUACUGUGAGACGAUUAAGGUUUCAGUUUCGUUCGUUAUAAAAUUGAAUUAAAUUGAGUCGUGCAUGUGCUGACUAUAAAUAAUCGCUGUGGGGUUGAAAAUGCCGUGGAGAGCAUCUCUGAGAGAUUUGCGAGUGCAAGUUAUCCAAGAAUCGAGGAGGUUCACGCUGAGAUCUGGAAACGUGUUGAGUUCGCAAUGGAACAAAGUGAGAAGAUUUGUACGAAGCAAAUCGUCCUCUACACAAACCACCAGCAACUCUCAUCAGCAAGGAAUUAUUAGUGGGGAUCAAUCAAAAGGGUCACAGCCAAUUUCUCCACCACAACUUUACAAAAUAAUCAUGGUUGGAUCGGGCGGGGUUGGAAAAAGUGCUCUAACACUUCAAUUCAUGUAUGACGAGUUUGUAGCAGACUAUGAGCCCACCAAAGCCGAUUCCUAUCGAAAAAAGGUAAUUUUGGACGGUGAAGAGAUUCAAGUUGACAUUCUCGACACCGCAGGACAAGAAGAUUACGCAGCCAUCAGAGACAACUAUUUUAGAUCUGGGGAAGGAUUCCUUUGCGUGUACAGCAUUACAGAAGAAGUUGGAGGGUUGGAAAACUGUGAAGAACUGAGGGAUCAGAUAAUCCGUGUUAAAGAUAACGACGAUCGCAUUCCAUUAAUUUUGAUUGGAAAUAAAUCGGAUCUUGAGGACAGGCGGAAAGUGUCGCGUUCCGUGGGCGAGAACAGAGCAAAAAACUGGGGUGUCCCUUUAAUUGAGACGUCUGCAAAAACAAGGGAAAAUGUGGACAAGGCAUUUUUCGAUUUGUUGCGCAUAAUUAGGGAAGACAAGCGAAGAAAGUGUGGCAAAUCACAACACAAAUCGGACGGGCGUAGCUUUGUUCCGAGACUCAGCGUGGGAAAAAACACGGCAGGAGUUUCUUCAAGUGGUCACAACGACAUGGACAAGGAUUCAACGUCGCCAGCAAGACCGAUGACGAGAAAGGGUUGGUUGUCCUGCUGCUGCUGCAGGUGUUGCUGAACAGUCGACAAAGAUAAGGACUUAAUUUCAAGAAAAUGUUUGCUAUUUUUAAAUAAAUAUUCUUUUCUCAACCAACUUUUUUUUAUAUAUAUGUAACGUAACUGUACAAAAAUGUAUGUAUGUCUAAUGAAAUGAUGACAGAAG